GUCUUCGUGACACUCACUAGUUCGUGCAGCAUACGGUUAACAUGUCAGGACGCGGCAAAGGAGGAAAAGUUAAGGGAAAGGCGAAGUCUCGUUCGAGCAAGGCGGGUCUUCAGUUCCCCGUUGGUCGAAUCCAUAGAAUGCUGAGAAAAGGAAAUUAUGCCGAACGUGUUGGAGCAGGAGCACCGGUUUACUUGGCCGCGGUGAUGGAAUACCUCGCCGCUGAAGUUCUAGAGUUGGCAGGCAACGCAGCCCGUGACAAUAAGAAGACCAGGAUUAUUCCCCGCCACUUGCAACUCGCCAUUCGUAACGACGAAGAAUUGAAUAAACUUCUGAACGGUGUUACAAUAGCACAAGGUGGAGUUCUACCAAAUAUUCAAGCCGUUCUUUUACCCAAGAAGACUGAAAAGAAGGCAUAAAUAAUGGUCUCGGACUAUUGAUUCCGAACUUAAAUCGGCCCUUUUCAGGG
Orussus abietinus is the source of this 466-nucleotide messenger RNA. RefSeq names its product histone H2A. The record is from RefSeq and is a predicted model, not a curated record. Gene Ontology annotation, cellular component: nucleosome. Gene Ontology annotation, molecular function: DNA binding; protein heterodimerization activity; structural constituent of chromatin. The coding region runs from base 42 to 416 and encodes 124 amino acids. The transcript has a single exon. NCBI's taxonomy places the organism in Eukaryota, Metazoa, Arthropoda, Insecta, Hymenoptera, Orussidae.